UGUAAGAGGUCGAACCAUCAAGGCAAGCAGGAUGGAAGUGAGAGAUGCCAAUGCUGCUAUGCUAAGCAAUUAUGAGGUCUAUCAACUACUGACAGACUUGAAAGAGAAGAGGAAGGAGAUUGUUAAAAAUAAGCACAGCACUGGGCAACAGAAUCUCAACAACAUUAUGUAUGAGACCCUGAAGUAUCUUUCCAAUACACCAUGUGUUCAUCAGAACCCAGAGACGGUGAAAGAGUUCCUUUCUGCGAUGCUGCCUCACAAGCUCACCAAAGCUGAGAAGCUGCAGCUUCUAAACCACAGACCUCAGACGGCCGUUGAGAUCCAGCUGAUGGUAGAAGAGAGUGAGGAAAGACUGACAGAGGAACAGAUAGAUGAACUUCUACAGAAAGUCACAGACAUCCUCCCUGGUGACCCCCAGAAAGAAGGCAAUUCAUCUGCUGACCCAGAGAUGGAGACAGAGGCAAACCAAUAGCAUCUUUUCUGGAAACUCAUCUUUUGGGGUGUUUUGAUGCUUUCAUUCUCGACCACAGAAGAAAUGGACUUCAGAUUUGUGGACAGUGCUAAUUCUCAAAAAAAUCUACUGUUGAUUUUCAUUAUAUUAAUGAGAAUGCAUGUCAGCCACAGGUACAUUAUGAACAAAAAUGUGAUAUCUAAAAAGGUUUAGUAUCACUGUCACAAAUCUAAAAACCUGUAUUUAUUUUCCUCAAUGUAUAUAUUGUAAAAUCAUAUGAUAAAAAGAAAUGCCAAAUUUGAUUUGUGAUUAUUGAAACUGACCAGUUUGAAUAUUUGGGGGGGGUGAAGAGAUAUAAUCUUCUGGAGUCAGAAAAGAUAUGCUCACGUCCUCGGACAUCCUUCCUGUUUAGCUCGCGUUUAAUUUGGCAUGUAAUUAUGUUAAAUUAUCAGUGGCCAUUAAGUUUUGAUUUGAUAUUUGAGAGUGAUUGAGUGAAACAAACCUGUUUGUUUUUGAAUAGAGUGCGUUAUUAUGCCUGUUUGCAAUUUUCGAAGCUGACUCUGCUGACUUGACUUUGUGAAUGAGAUGGCAUAAUGUGUAACAGCAGGAUUUUACUGAGCUUUUGUAACAUCCAAGUUUACCACGGCUUGCAUCCAUAGUUACUUUGUAUGGUAUUUUAUCAUUUGAAUCAUCUAUUCAGACACUUUUUGCACUUAACAUUUCAGUGCCUCAGACAUCCACAAAAUUUAGCAUUACUAUGAAAACAAAGGAUUACUCAGUAAUUUUUUGUUGCACUAAUCAAUAUAGUAGUCAACUUUGACUUGCACUGAUAUUUAGCAGCAGGGAUGCGGCGUCAUUCUUAAGCAAUAGUUUUCAGUUACAGCGCCAUUAUAGAAAUUCACAGCCAGCCAUGAUUAAUUUAAUCCAUUAAUUAAAGUGCAUUGCAGCCUCUCUAUGUAGUAUAAACAGCUUUGAUACGUUAACUGAUAUGACUGGAGUCUUCGCCUCAUGUUUCAAGAAUAUCAUUCAUUUCUUUGAGUAAUUUUUUUAAAUGUGCAAUAAAAAUACUGAGUGUACUUUUAGGUUGUCGAUCAUUAAUUGCUAGAGGUUUUUAAAACGUACUGACGUUUUUUAAGAAUUUGAUGCUGAUGAGUCAUUCUACGAAACGGGUGUCAUUUCCACAAUUUUCAUUAAGAAUAAACUUUUUUUUUUUUUUAAACUCACAACUUGAAAGAUAUGUUAAUCCUCAAAAAAACAUAUUUUCCCACCUCAGGCACAAAAUCCUUAUUAAUAUUAUCCUUUUUAUUCAGGCAAGGGAGCCUUUCUUGUACCACCCCGUUAUGGACAAUAUGUACGCUAUUAGAGUAGUAAAACAAGAAAUAGAUUUU
This is a messenger RNA of Myxocyprinus asiaticus (Chinese sucker), 1839 nucleotides long. Its product is annotated as DNA-directed RNA polymerase III subunit RPC9-like. NCBI's taxonomy places the organism in Eukaryota, Metazoa, Chordata, Actinopteri, Cypriniformes, Catostomidae. Bases 32 to 472 code for a protein of 146 amino acids. The record is from RefSeq and is a predicted model, not a curated record. Gene Ontology annotation, cellular component: RNA polymerase III complex. Gene Ontology annotation, molecular function: nucleotide binding. Gene Ontology annotation, biological process: transcription initiation at RNA polymerase III promoter. The transcript has 6 exons.